GCAGCCUGGCGGCGUGCGCCGCUCCCAGGGGAAGGGCUGGGGGCCGGCUGGGGGCCGGUGGGUGUGACCCGCUCUCCCCUCCGCCGCCGCGGUCCGCCCCGCUCACACGGUGCCCGAGCCGCAGAGCGAGCAGCAGCAGCGUCGCGUCUCCGCCGCCCGCCCCGCCAUGCCCAACUUCGCCGGCACCUGGAAGAUGAGGAGCAGCGAGAAUUUCGACGAGCUCCUGAAAGCGCUGGGUGUCAACGCCAUGCUCAGGAAGGUGGCGGUGGCGGCCGCCUCCAAACCCCACGUGGAGAUCCGCCAGGACGGGGACCAGUUCUACAUCAAAACUUCCACCACUGUCCGCACCACAGAGAUCAACUUCAAAAUCGGGGAGAGCUUCGAGGAGGAGACGGUGGAUGGCCGAAAAUGCAGGAGUUUGGCAACUUGGGAGAAUGAAAACAAGAUCUAUUGCAAACAAACUCUUAUUGAUGGAGAUGGUCCUAAAACGUACUGGACUCGAGAAUUAGCUAAUGAUGAGCUCAUUUUGACCUUUGGUGCUGAUGAUGUUGUGUGCACAAGAAUUUAUGUAAGAGAGUAAAAACAUCCAUUUGCUUGUCGCCUGGGAUGAAGUGGAGAGCUGUGGAAAGCCCCAGUAGAAUGAGUAUUUGUGUGUGCUGUUACUAAUGCGGUGUUGUAUGUGACCGUGUGUGUUAUAUCUGAAUCCUUAUCCUGUUAUGUGUAUUUUCCUUUACGUUUCAUCACAGAUGUUACUCCUUUCUCACUUUUAUGCAGUCAUUUUUUUAGUGUGUGUCUGCUUUGUAUUCUGUAGUUGUCAUUUGCAGUGGUUUUACCAAUUAUUAAACUUAUUGGGCACAACUCACA
Messenger RNA from Coturnix japonica (Japanese quail), 864 nucleotides. It is a transcript of the gene CRABP1, whose product is annotated as cellular retinoic acid binding protein 1. The record is from RefSeq and is a predicted model, not a curated record. NCBI's taxonomy places the organism in Eukaryota, Metazoa, Chordata, Aves, Galliformes, Phasianidae. Gene Ontology annotation, molecular function: lipid binding.